AGAGGACUCCGUUUCCCAGCAGCACUGCGGAGCGUCAGCCUGAUCGUAGCUGUGCUUACAUCUCAAUCCAUUGUACUGUGUUGCUGGUGUUUUUCACAUUCCGCUGGACGUUGAAGUGUAAAGUGUAGAAGAUGGGUGAUGAGCAGGAGAUCAUGUGCAAGCUGGAGAGCAUCAAGGAAAUCAGGAACAAGACUCUUCAGAUGGAGAAGAUCAAGGCCAGACUGAAAUCUGAGUUUGAGUCCUUGGAGUCUGAAGAGAGACAUUUAAAAGAGUACAAACAAGAAAUGGACCUUUUACUUCAGGAGAAGAUGGCUCAUGUGGAGGAGCUGAGGCUUAUUCAUGCCGACAUUAAUGUGAUGGAAAACACAAUCAAACAGUCAGAAAAUGACCUGAACAAACUAUUGGAGUCUACGCGUCGCCUACAUGAGGAGUACAAACCACUGAAGGAGCAUGUAGAUGCAAUAAGAAUGACUCUAGGUCUACAGAGACUGCCAGACCUGUGUGAGGAGGAGGAAAAGCUGUCCUUGGACUAUUUUGAAAAACAGAAAGCUGAAUGGCAAACAGAGCCUCAGGAACCACCUAUACCAGAGUCCCUCGCAGCAGCCGCUGCAGCAGCACAACAGCUACAAGUAUCCAGAAAGCAGGACACCCGACAGACAGCCACCUUCCGGCAACAACCACCUCCUAUGAAGGCCUGCUUAUCUUGCCACCAGCAGAUACACCGCAAUGCACCCAUCUGCCCACUCUGCAAAGCAAAAAGCCGAUCUCGGAAUCCAAAGAAGCCAAAACGAAAACAAGAUGAAUAGAAUGAUCUGAUCCCCGCCUCAAGCCCAAAUACUCCUAUACCCUGACUUCUCCCUAGUACUAAUGUAACCGUGAUUGCCCCAGUUCCUGUGCAAUCUUGAACUGAACGUGUGGUGUUUUUCUAUUUCAUGUGGUGUAAGCACAAUGGGGCUUGUUUCAUUAUGAUUGCACAGUCGCAGUGUAAAACCAAGCUGCUAAUUAAAGCCAAAUUAACAUGGCUGCUGUUUUGCUGUAACUCUGCUACAAUCAUACAUUCCCAGUGUUUGUUGUAUCCUUUUGUUAAAAAGAAACAA
Messenger RNA from Nanorana parkeri, 1097 nucleotides. It is a transcript of the gene ZC4H2, whose product is annotated as zinc finger C4H2-type containing. Gene Ontology annotation, cellular component: nucleus. Gene Ontology annotation, biological process: positive regulation of neuron differentiation. The record is from RefSeq and is a predicted model, not a curated record. The coding region runs from base 132 to 806 and encodes 224 amino acids. NCBI's taxonomy places the organism in Eukaryota, Metazoa, Chordata, Amphibia, Anura, Dicroglossidae. The transcript has 5 exons.